AUGGGCAGCGAUUUGAGCGGAGACGCUCGGCUGUGGUCCCCGUCGCAGCAUCUCCAGCGCGGGCGCAUGCCGGAAGCCGCCUUUCCCAGUUACCGCCCGGGCGACAGCGGGAUUCUCCGCGGCGGGAGGCGGCCCGGCGGGCCCAUGUCCGGGCAGUUCCCCGGCCCGGGCAUGGGAAAGUCGGGCAUGAUUGGCCAGUCGGGGCUGAUCGGGCAGUCGGGAAUGUUUCCCCCGCCGUCGGCGAUCCCCCAGUCGGGGUCGUGGGGGGGGACUGCCCCGAACACGCCGAGCAUACCAAAAUCGAAUAUAGUGCAGAAAUCGAUGAUCAUGUGCAUGGAUCCGACGUGUAACAAAUGCCCCCCCGAGAUGCACGCGCUGCGGAACCGGAAGCUCAUGGCGGCGGCUAUUGACGAGUUCCCGCAGCCGCUGGCGUCGAAAGACGGGCGCGGCGGGGGGAGGCGGGGGAGCGACGGGGCCGGGGACGGGGGAGGCGACGGCGGAGGACGUGGCGGAGGAGGAUUGGACGAUUUUGAGUACGAUUUCGACGAGUUUGAUUUUGAGGAUGACGAGGAGUAUGACGAGGAGACGGGCGGGAAGAGAACCAUCAUUCGCUGCUGCGGCCUGCCAUGCUUUGUCUUCACCAGCCGGGGCAAGCGCCGGUCGCCCAUGCUGGGCUUUUUCCGGUUCGUGGAAGGUUUGGUGCAACCCGUGGGCAUUCUCAACCCGCACUCCAGGUUCGUGGCGCAGUGGAACAAGUGGUUCAUGGUGACGUGCAUCUUUGGCUUCUGUAUCGACCCAUGGUUCCUCUUCACGCUGCUCACCAUGUUCUCGCCCUCCAAGGUCACCCUGUGUCUAGACAUCAACUACCCUGCAGCCAUCACCCUCACUGUGAUGCGGUCAAUCGUGGAUCUCAUGUAUCUUAUAAACAUAUUCAUACAGUUCCGCAUGGCUUACUUCGUCCCGGCGCCCAGCAACCGCUCCUACAGGUGGAGCUGCCUGCGCUGGUGGUACGCUGAGACCUCUCAGCUGGAACCAGGGGACAUGGAGACAGACACGCGGGUGAUUGCCAUGCGAUACCUCAAGUCCUGGUUCCUCGUGGACCUCGUCUCGACCUUCCCCAUCCCUCAGCUGGAACCGGGGGACAUGGAGACGGACACGAGGGUGAUUGCCAUUCGAUACCUCAAGUCCUGGUUCCUCGUGGACCUCGUCUCCACCUUCCCCAUCCCCCAGCUGGAACCAGGGGACAUGGAGACAGACACAAGAGUGAUUGCCGUGCGAUACCUCAAGUCCUGGUUCCUCGUGGACCUCGUCUCCACCUUCCCCAUCCCCCAGGUCGAAACCGUUAAACGCCUUUUCAGUGACGUAAUGGUAUUUUCAUGUUUAACGCCUUCUUCCCUCGCCUUCCUCACUUCCUCUUCCCCUCCCUCUUCCCCUCCCUCUUCCCCUCCCUCUUCCCCUCCCUCUUCCCCUCCCUCUUCCCCUCCCUCUUCCCCUCCCUCUUCCCCUCCCUCUUCCCCUCCCUCUUCCCCUCCCUCUUCCCCUCCCUCUUCCCCUCCCUCUUCCCCUCCCUCUUCCCCUCCCUCUUCCCCUCCCUCUUCCCCUCCCUCUUCCCCUCCCUCUUCCCCUCCCUCUUCCCCUCCCUCUUCCCCUCCCUCUUCCCCUCCCUCUUCCCCUCCCUCUUCCCCUCCCUCUUCCCCUCCCUCUUCCCCUCCCUCUUCCCCUCCCUCUUCCCCUCCUCUUCCCCUCCCUCUUCCCUCCCUCUUCCCCUCCCUCUUCCCCUCCCUCUUCCCCUCCCUCUUCCCCUCCCUCUUCCCCUCCCUCUUCCCCUCCCUCUUCCCCUCCCUCUUCCCCUCCCUCUUCCCCUCCCUCUUCCCCUCCCUCUUCCCCUCCCUCUUCCCCUCCCUCUUCCCCUCCCUCUUCCCCUCCCUCUUCCCCUCCCUCUUCCCCUCCCUCUUCCCCUCCCUCUUCCCCUCCCUCUUCCCCUCCCUCUUCCCCUCCCUCUUCCCCUCCCUCUUCCCCUCCCUCUUCCCCUCCCUCUUCCCCUCCCUCUUCCCCUCCCUCUUCCCCUCCCUCUUCCCCUCCCUCUUCCCCUCCCUCUUCCCCUCCCUCUUCCCCUCCCUCUUCCCCUCCCUCUUCCCCUCCCUCUUCCCCUCCCUCUUCCCCUCCCUCUUCCCCUCCCUCUUCCCCUCCCUCUUCCCCUCCCUCUUCCCCUCCCUCUUCCCCUCCCUCUUCCCCUCCCUCUUCCCCUCCCUCUUCCCCUCCCUCUUCCCCUCCCUCUUCCCCUCCCUCUUCCCCUCCCUCUUCCCCUCCCUCUUCCCCUCCCUCUUCCCCUCCCUCUUCCCCUCCCUCUUCCCCUCCCUCUUCCCCUCCCUCUUCCCCUCCCUCUUCCCCUCCCUCUUCCCCUCCCUCUUCCCCUCCCUCUUCCCCUCCCUCUUCCCCUCCCUCUUCCCCUCCCUCUUCCCCUCCCUCUUCCCCUCCCUCUUCCCCUCCCUCUUCCCCUCCCUCUUCCCCUCCCUCUUCCCCUCCCUCUUCCCCUCCCUCUUCCCCUCCCUCUUCCCCUCCCUCUUCCCCUCCCUCUUCCCCUCCCUCUUCCCCUCCCUCUUCCCCUCCCUCUUCCCCUCCCUCUUCCCCUCCCUCUUCCCCUCCCUCUUCCCCUCCCUCUUCCCCUCCCUCUUCCCCUCCCUCUUCCCCUCCCUCUUCCCCUCCCUCUUCCCCUCCCUCUUCCCCUCCCUCUUCCCCUCCCUCUUCCCCUCCCUCUUCCCCUCCCUCUUCCCCUCCCUCUUCCCCUCCCUCUUCCCCUCCCUCUUCCCCUCCCUCUUCCCCUCCCUCUUCCCCUCCCUCUUCCCCUCCCUCUUCCCCUCCCUCUUCCCCUCCCUCUUCCCCUCCCUCUUCCCCUCCCUCUUCCCCUCCCUCUUCCCCUCCCUCUUCCCCUCCCUCUUCCCCUCCCUCUUCCCCUCCCUCUUCCCCUCCCUCUUCCCCUCCCUCUUCCCCUCCCUCUUCCCCUCCCUCUUCCCCUCCCUCUUCCCCUCCCUCUUCCCCUCCCUCUUCCCCUCCCUCUUCCCCUCCCUCUUCCCCUCCCUCUUCCCCUCCCUCUUCCCCUCCCUCUUCCCCUCCCUCUUCCCCUCCCUCUUCCCCUCCCUCUUCCCCUCCCUCUUCCCCUCCCUCUUCCCCUCCCUCUUCCCCUCCCUCUUCCCCUCCCUCUUCCCCUCCCUCUUCCCCUCCCUCUUCCCCUCCCUCUUCCCCUCCCUCUUCCCCUCCCUCUUCCCCUCCCUCUUCCCCUCUUCCCUCCUCUUCCCCUCCCUCUUCCCCUCCCUCUUCCCCUCCCUCUUCCCCUCCCUCUUCCCCACCACAUGA
Closterium sp. Naga37s-1 is the source of this 3354-nucleotide messenger RNA. The record is from the annotation of a GenBank genome assembly. Lineage: Eukaryota; Viridiplantae; Streptophyta; Zygnematophyceae; Desmidiales; Closteriaceae.